Molecule: messenger RNA, 1959 nt
Organism: Nezara viridula (southern green stink bug)
Lineage: Eukaryota; Metazoa; Arthropoda; Insecta; Hemiptera; Pentatomidae
Source: the annotation of a GenBank genome assembly
CAUGGAUUUGGAUUCAGUUUUGAAGGCAGUCGGUGAAGCUAUGUGUUGAUCGUUUAGUCUCGAUCGCAGUUAUUUUUCUUUGUCUUGUAGUAAGCCUAGAAUAUGGCAGAUGUAGAAAAGCUACCUUUGCUGUUAGAGAACAUGGAUCUUCUUAAAGAAGACAAUAAACAUGCAUUGGAUUUAUUCAAUAACAUAAUUACACAACUAGACCAAGAUGAAUGCAACAGUAUAGAUCUAUGCCAAUGCGCUAAGGAUGUUGCUGCAUUCCUUGGAUGUGGAAUAGUUGAAGUAGAAACUAAAGCUGCUGAAACAUUGGCUGAGUUAUGUAAAAAUGAAGCCCCUCGUUCUACUUUGUCUAAUAAUGAAGUUAUUGUCCCUCUUAUAAAUUUGUUGUCAUCUCCUAGCAAAGAAGCUAAAAAUCAAGCUUGUCGUGCUAUUGGGAAUAUAUGUUUUGAUAAUAAUGAUGCAAGAGCUUUUGUAUUUGAGGACAAUGGAUUAUCAGAAAUUGUUGAAGUAUUGCGGUCCAGUUCUUUACCUGAUUGUGAACAGCUAAGAACUAAUGCUGCUGGUUGCUUACUUAAUGUAAUUAUGGCUCAAGAACAUGUUUAUUCAAAGGUGAUUGAUAUGGGCGUUAUGGAGGUUUUAUACGAUUUAUUGACAUUUGGCGUGAAUACUAAACAAUCAGAAGAGACAGCUAUUCAUAUAUAUGUUAUCCUAGGCCUUCUUACAGAUACUGGUCUUGGAACCGUAUGCUUAACUGAAAAAUUGUGUGAAGCAACCGUGAAAGUUCUCGCAGAAUCUACUAACGGGGAGUUGAGUGAACUGUGCGUGGAAUUGCUCCAUAGUCAAGCUGAAAACGAUAUUGGUAUUUCAGAAGAUGUACGUCUACAUCUUGCUAAAGCAGGUCUGUGCGAACUUCUUAUUGAGCUAUUGGAAAAACAUGGAAAACUAGCAGACGAUGAUGAAACUAGGAAUUUAUUAAAAAUGGCAUGUGAUCUCAUCGUCAUCAUUCUGAAUGGAGAUGCUAGCAUGGAAAUAGCUUAUGGGAGUGGAAGGGGUAAAGUCUUCGAAGGUUUAGUCAAUUGGCUCGAUUCAACCGAUGACGAUUUGCAAGUCACAGCUGUUUUGGCUAUGGCGAACUUUGCUCGCACAGAUUUGCAUUGCAUCCAAAUGGUGAAUCAGGGAGUUAGUCGGAAAUUGCUACAAUUGCUCGAGCUAAAUAAUACAUCUGAUGCCAAGAUUCGUCUGCAGCAUGCUCUCCUCAGCGCUCUAAGGAACCUCGUCAUUCCCGCUGUUAACAAAGGAACAGUACUUCAGCAAGGUCUGCUGCAACAUAUUUAUCCAAUGUUCAGCAUACCGACGUUCCCUGUUGUCUUUAAACUGUUGGGAUCCCUUAGGAUGGUCAUCGAUGGACAGCCCGAAGCAGCUUCUGAACUUGGUAGCAAAGAAGAAAUCAUCGAUAAGUUGGUCGAAUGGUGUUUCACAGACGACCAUCCUGGAGUUCAAGGCGAAGCCAAUCGUUUGCUGGCGUGGAUCGUUAAAAACAGCAGAGACCGUGACGUGAUUGGUAAAAUGGUCGGGAGGGGAUGUGUCGAAUGCCUGGUGCGGAUGUCUCAGGCGGAACAUACGGUGAUGCAAGCUGAGGCGUUCCUUGCCCUCAACCUCAUGACAGCGAUGCGGGGCCAGGACGCUGAGUACAGCCUGCUGCGGGCGAGCGUUGGAAGCGCCAUUACCAAUUUCCUUCAGCAGUCCACCCCUCCAAGGGAGGUCUUCCACAACCUCUUAGCCUUCGUUGGCCAGUUGGUCAAUUCCAGUGAUAUGCGGAGACACCUGCGAGACACCGGAGUUCCGAAAGCACUCUACUCCUGCGUGCUUGGGGAUACGCUGUCCGACCUCAGGGACCAGGUGUCGAGGCUGACCACUCUCAUCGAUGCUGGUUGAUUUUCUAAUAUUCUUAAC